AUCAAUCGUAUAACCGCCAGGGCCAGUAGUUAAUGAACUGUACUGUAAACUGUAACGUUGAAUAACUGUUCGCGUGUGGUUUGUGAUUUUUGGUAACCAGAAAAUUGCAUAAGUUGAGUAAAUACAGGAAAUAUUUAAUCCACUACCAACGCGCUUAAUCGCUUAAUCCAGUAAAGAGCAUUUAAGAGACUUCUGUCUCCAAGCAAGCAGACAGAAAACACGAAGUAUAAGGUAGUUCGUGAAUGAAUUAGGUAUGCUGCAAUUAGUUCUCAUAGCCGUAGUAAUAGUACUCUUCUAUUACUAUGCAAUCAGACCAAUGAAGUACUGGAAAGAGCGAGGAGUGAUACAAGGUAGACCAAUAUGGCUCUUCGGUGAUAAUUGGAGAGCCUUUUUUAGGUUAGAAACAUUUGGACAACCAUACCAUACAGCAUAUAAACUAGACCCAGAUGCUAGAUAUGUUGGAUUUUAUCAGUUCACUGUUCCAACUCUGAUGAUAAAAGACCCAGAACUGUUAAAACAAAUCACUGUAAAAGACAGCGACUACUUCACCAAUCACCGAGCAAUUGUACCAGACGAAGGAGAUCCAUUAUGGACAAAUAAUUUACUCGGCUUAAAAGACCAAAAAUGGAAGAACAUGAGACACAUCUUGACUCCGUCUUUCACCAGCAGCAAAAUGAAAAUGAUGUUCACUUUGAUGGUAGAAUGUGCCGAAAAUUUCGUUAAGCAUUUCCUCAAAAAGGACCAAGAUGUUUUUGACGUGUCCAUAAAAGACGUAACCACCCGUUUUGCUAACGAUGUCGUUGCUUCAACUGCUUUUGGUAUUCGAACUGAUUCACUUGAGGAACAAGAUAAUGAAUUUUAUUUGAUGGGUAGAGACAUGACAGAUUUUACGUCGUUGAGGAAAGGGAUAAAGUUUUUUGGGUUUUUUAUAGUGCCCAAAAUACUUCGGUUUUUCAAUGUUCAACUCUUUGAUGGACAGUCAAGACAAUUCUUCAUAGAUCUAAUCGACAAGAAUUUGAAGCUGCGAGAAGACCGAAACAUCGUUCGUCCUGAUAUGCUGCAGCUGCUUAUUGAAGCUAAGAAAAGCAUUGGCCAAAAAGAAGGACCAAAUGUCAACCAUUCUACAUCUAUCAAAGAAAUUACGAAUAUAGAAAUCACUGCGCAAGCUUUGAUCUUCUUCUUUGCUGGCUUCGACUCGGUAUCCAGUCUGAUGUGUUUUUUGUCUUAUGAGCUAGCUCUGAAUCCGGACAUCCAGACAAGACUGAGACAGGAAAUUGACGAUGGUUUCGAGAAAUGUAAUGGAAGGAUGACCUACGACACUCUAAUAGGAAUGAAAUAUCUAGAUAUGGUGAUAUCAGAAACUCUAAGAAAGUGGCCCAAUUUCCCAGCUACUGAUAGAGAAUGUAAUAAGAGAUAUACCAUCGAACCCGAAGGACCCAACGAAAAACCGAUUGUGUUAGAAAAAGGUGCUCUAGUCUCCAUACCUAUUGCACCGAUGCACUACAACCCCAAGUACUUCCCUGAUCCAGGCCGUUUUGAUCCAGAAAGAUUCAGCGACGAGAACAAAGACAAUAUAGAACCAUAUACGUAUCUACCGUUCGGGUUAGGACCGAGGAAUUGUAUUGGAUCCAGAUUUGCAAUUUUAGAGACAAAGACGUUGUUUGCGUAUUUGUUACACAGUUUUGAGAUUGUUCCUAACGAGAAGACUAAGAUUCCUGUGGAGUUGUCAAAGAAAACUAUCAAUCUAUUUCCAGUUGAUGGUAUGCAAUUAUCUUAUCGUAGAGUUAAGAAAUAUUACUGGAAAAAGCGAGGAGUGCUACAAGAAAAUCCGCAUAAACUGCUUUGGAAUAUAUUGAGAUUUCGACGGAAAUCUGAACCAAGUUCUUCUGAAUUUUCGUCAAUAUAUAAUCUAUCUAGAAAUGUUAGAUACGUAGGAUAUUAUCACUUUACGACUCCAAUUCUGAUGAUAAAAGAUGAAUGGCUCUUGAGAAACAUCGCUGAAAUGGACGCAGAAUACUUUUAUAGUCCUGACCAAUAUGUACUGAAACGUGAUGAUCCAUUAUGUAACAUAAACUUAAGAGACCCAAACUGGAAAGUGUAUCUGACAAAUGGAGACCUGCGACGAAUGUUUCCAAUUUUAGAAGAAUGCUGCCAAAAUUUUAGUAAAAAUUUCAUGAAAAAUUAUGUAGAUAUCAUUGAUGUGCGGAUAAAAGAUACUGCUACUAGUUUCGUUAACGACAUAAUAGCAUUCACUGUUUUUGAUAUUUCUCUGGAUCCUAAGGACAAGGCAAAUAAGAAAUUUUGUCGUAUGAUUAGAAGUAUAACGAAUUCCACUAUUUGCAAAAGCCAAAAGUUUUGGGGGCAUUCCUUUGUAUCAAAAAUAUUGCAAUUUCUAAAUAUAUUAUAUUCUAUUGACUCACAACCUAAACAAUAUUUUAUGGAUCUUCUUCAUGACAAAUUGAAAUCAAGAGCAGCAAAAAAUAGUACUCGUCCUGACAUAAUUCAAUUAAUCUUAGAAACAAAGUACGAGAAAAUGCAGCCAACACAAAAUUCCACAGAUAGAGCUGAUAAUAUAGAAAAAUCACCCUUGGUACCAUCAUCGAUUAAGAACUCAGAUAUUUUAGCACAUUUUCUACUGUAUUUGCUAGCUGGAUUGGAACCCGUUUCCAAUUUGAUUUCCUUCGUAGCCAUUGAGCUGGCCCUGGAUAAAGACAUUCAGUCAAAAUUAAUAAAAGAAGUUGACAACAGUUUUGAACGUUGCAAUGGAAAGAUGACCUACGAUAUCUUAACGAAAAUGAAAUACUUGGAUAUGGUUAUUUCAGAAGCGCUUAGAAAAUGGCCUUACUUUGACACCAUCUACCGCAUUUGUAACCAAACGUAUGUCAUAGAACCUAAAACCAGCAAGGAAAAAGAAGUGGUUUUGGAAAAAGGAUCGGUUCUCUGCAUACCCGUAACUCCAAUGCAUUACUCGCCCAGAUACUAUGGUUACUCUAGAAGAUUUGAUCCAGAAAGAUUCAGUAGCCAACAUCGAUGUAUCAUCGAACCUUACACUUAUUUACCAUUUGGUCUGAGCGAAAAGGGCUGUAUGGGUUCCAGAUUCGCCGUUUUACAAACUAAGAUAUUUUGUGUACAUUUGCUGCAUCAUUUUGAGAUAAGUGUAAGCGAGGCAACUAAGCUGCCUCUAACGCUGACUAAGGAAAAGGCUCACCAGUAUGUUCUUGAUCGAAUAAGACUGUCUUUUGAAAGACAUCAGACCUGGCGAGAUAUGCGAUCGAUUCUCAGUCCUCUUUUCACCAGCAGCAAAUUGAAGAUAAUGUACAACCUGAUGUCAGAAUGUGCCGAAAACGUAACAAAAUAUUUCCGGAAUCAGAAAGAUGGCGUAUUCGAAGUGACAAUGAAAGACCUAUCAGCUCGUUAUGCCAACGACAUCAUUGCCACAACCGCCAUGGGCUUCCAAGUGGACUCUAUAGGCGAUCCAGAGAAUGUUUUCUACAAGAUGGCGAAGAUCGUAUCGAAUCUGAGCAGUUUUUGGAGGAUGGUGAAGUUUUCCUUUGCUUUUCAGGUUUUUCCGAAAUUGUAUAAGAUCGUUAAGCUUGAAUUUUACGAAGGCGAAUCUCGUCGAUUUUUCCUCAAUUUAAUAAAGGAUGCUGUUUAUGCGAGAAAAGCAGAAAGCAUAGUACGACCAAACAUGAUACAUUUAAUGAUCCAGGCACAAAACAAACUCAAAGAAAAACCAGAAAAUAGUGACGUUGUUAAUGAAGAUAACAACCUAGAGAUAACUAUGGAAGACAUCACAGCUCACGCUCUAAUCUUCUUCAUCGCCGGUUUCGAGUCAAGCUCUGGCUUGAUGUGUUACAUGGCCUAUGAGUUAGUGGUUAAUCCAGAUAUACAAACAAGAUUGAGGCAAGAAAUCGACGAAGCAUUCGAGGAAUGCAACGGUACCUUAAGUUACGAAGCCGUCAUGAAAAUGAAGUACCUAGACAUGGUCGUUUCAGAAACCAUGAGAAAAUGGCCCAACUUCGUUUCAACAGACAGAGUUUGCACGAAAGAAUACACCAUAAAGGCACAAACCGCAGAAGAAACAGAUCUUAUAAUAGAAAAAGGAACAGUUCUACAACUACCAAUAUACGCCAUACAAAACGACCCCAAAAACUUCCCAGAUCCACAAAGAUUCGACCCAGAGAGGUUCAGCGCUGAAAACAAGGACAGGAUCAAUCCAUACGCCUAUAUUCCCUUUGGGGUAGGUCCUAGGGUCUGCAUAGGCACCAGGUUCGCGCUGAUGCAAACCAAGAUAUUCUUUGCACACCUACUCCACGAAUUUGAAAUUAUCCCGACCACGAAGACGAAGAUACCCUUUGAGAUAUCGAAGAAAAGUUUUAACCUUUCGACUAAAGAUGGUAUACAUGUGGCUUUGAAAAAGCUAGUCACGUGAUUGUUUUUCACUGUUAGUUAAGUAUACAUUGUAGAAAUUUGUGUUCGAUAAUAUUUGUUUGUC
This is a messenger RNA of Diabrotica virgifera virgifera (western corn rootworm), 4495 nucleotides long. RefSeq lists its product as uncharacterized. Gene Ontology annotation, molecular function: oxidoreductase activity, acting on paired donors, with incorporation or reduction of molecular oxygen; iron ion binding; heme binding. NCBI's taxonomy places the organism in Eukaryota, Metazoa, Arthropoda, Insecta, Coleoptera, Chrysomelidae. The record is from RefSeq and is a predicted model, not a curated record. The transcript has 17 exons. Bases 254 to 4432 code for a protein of 1392 amino acids.